Molecule: messenger RNA, 4269 nt
Organism: Gadus macrocephalus (Pacific cod)
Lineage: Eukaryota; Metazoa; Chordata; Actinopteri; Gadiformes; Gadidae
Product: unconventional myosin-XIX
Exons: 24
Coding region: 211-3186 (991 amino acids)
Biological process (GO): vesicle transport along actin filament; actin filament organization
Cellular component (GO): vesicle; actin cytoskeleton; myosin complex
Molecular function (GO): actin filament binding; ATP binding; microfilament motor activity
Source: RefSeq, a predicted model, not a curated record
GGGAAGCAGGUAUGAAAUAGUUUGCAGGCUGGGGCGCAGCUUGUGGGUAUGUAGUUUGUCCUUCUGGAAAUUGUGACAGUGCUGUGGAAUUUUCUCUUUAAUGGCGGAAUAGUGUCAUGGUAUGGAUGUUUGUCUCGUUCGUGGAAACCAGGGUUUGUUUUUAAAUGUACUUCAUGAUCCGAAUUGUCAAAGAUUUCCAACUUCAAAUCCAUGAAUUCUAAGAAGAGCAAACGUGGAGUAACGGAUGGACAUGGAUCGUUUAAAAAGGUGAAAAAAGUUGGUAAGGCCUCUCCCCCUCCCUCUUUGAAUGAUUCGCUGGAGGGAGACCUUCGGGCCUUCCUCAUCGAUGAAGACCAGCUCCACACUUACGACGACCUCACCAAAGUCAACCCAGUGACUCCUACUACCGUGCUGAAAUGCCUGCAGGCCAGGUACCGUGCCCAGGUGUUUUACACCCACGCAGGCUGCACCCUGGUGGCACUCAACCCCUUCCAGCCCAUCCCGGACCUCUACACCCUGGAUGUGAUGAGGGAGUACCACAGCGCACCUCAGCCCCAGGAGGCCAAGCCCCAUAUCUUCAUCGUGGCAGAGGAGGCCUACAGGAAUGUUCAGGGUCAGCUGGAGCCCGUGAACCAGUCCCUGGUGGUCAGUGGAGAGAGUGGGGCAGGAAAGACGUGGACAUCCAGGUGUCUGAUGAAGUACUACGCUACAGUGGCAGCCUCAUCCUCCGUGCUGAAGAGCCAGGAUGCGGUGGACCGGAUUGAGAAGAGAGUGCUGGACUCCAACCCCAUCAUGGAGGCCUUCGGCAACGCCUGCACACUGCGCAACCACAACAGCAGCCGCUUUGGAAAGUACAUCCAACUGCAGCUUGACAGGUCUCACUUUUUGGUGGGGGCGUCUGUCCAAACCUACUUACUGGAGAAGACCAGGGUGGCCUGCCAGCCAGCCAACGAGAGGAACUUCCACAUCUUUUACCAGAUGAUGAAAGGGGCUUCGAGCGAGCAGAAGAAGGAGUGGAAGAUGGCCCAUGGUCAGAGCUUUAACUGGCUUCCCAAGGCACAGAAGACACUGGAGGAGGACUGUUUCCAGGAGACCGUCGAGGCAAUGUCUCACCUGGGAAUCAAGUCUGACAAGCAGGCGGAAAUAUUCAGGAUAUUGGCAGGGAUUCUUCAGUUGGGGAACAUAACCUUCGACCCUCCGGCGAAAGAGUCCGAACCGUGUGUCCUGGAGGGCCAAUCCAAGGAGUCCCUGCAGGGGGCCGCCGGGCUGCUGGGGGUACCAGCCGAGGAGCUCCAGGCCUGCCUGGCGGUGAGGACCCUGGUGGCGGGGAAGCAGAGCAUCCUGAAGCCCUGCUCCCUCUCCGACUGUGGCGUCAGGAGGGACUGCCUGGCCAAGGUCGUCUACGCUCACUUGUUUGAGUGGUUGACCUCGUUCAUAAACCGAAGCAUCUGUGCGGACAACUCCGCCUGGUGCAAUUUCAUAGGCCUGCUGGACGUGUACGGCUUCGAGUGCUUCCAGAGGAACAACCUGGAGCAGCUCUGCAUCAACUACGCCAACGAGAAGCUGCAGCAGCACUUUGUCGCCCACUACCUCCGAGCACAGCAGGAGGAGUACGUGUCCGAGGGGCUGGAGUGGUCCUUCGUCCGUUACCAGGACAACCAGAGCUGCCUGGACCUGAUCGAGGGAAACCCCACCGGAGUCUUCCCUCUGCUCAAUGAGGAGAGCCGUCUGAACCGUGCGUCGGACGCCGGGAAGUUCGGCGCACGCCUGCAGAAGGAGCUGGGCGACCACGGCAGCAUCAGCUGGGACAAGUUCAGCCCGGAGCCGCACUUCACCGUCGCCCACUACGCCGGGCCCGUCAGCUACCAGAUCCAGGGCAUGAUGGAGAAGAACAAGGACCCAGUGCCUCCGGAGAUCAUCGCGCUGCUUCAGGCGUCGGCGAACCCCCUGUUGGGCCAGGUCUUUGGGGACCAGGAGGCAGACAGCACGGCCCCGCGGGGGCUCAGUAAGGUGGUCACCGUGGUCGCUAAAUUCAAGAACUCUCUGGAGAGCCUGAUGAAGAUCCUCCACAGCACCACUCCUCACUACACCCGCUGCAUCAAACCCAACCCAGACUGCAAGCCCCUCACCUUCCACAAGAGGGAGGUCAUCAUGCAGCUGGAGGCCUGUGGGAUUGUGGAGACCAUACACAUCAGCGCUGCAGGCUUCCCCAUCAGAAUUCCCUUCAGUGGCUUCAUUCAACGGUAUGGACUGAUUUCCAGCUCCUCACAAAUCAAGCAACUGGUUCAUAGUAAGGACGUGGAGCCCGGUCAUAACAACCGCCUGAGGACCGCAGUGGACGCCAUAGUGAGGGAGGCGCUGAGCCAUCGGUCCGCUGGGGAGGUGGACCGAGAGGAGGGCGAGGAACAUGGAACCCUGGUGCAUUGUGGGAGGACCAAGGUCUUCCUCACCCAGUACAUGCUGGAGCUCCUGGAGGACCAGAGGAAGAGGCUCCUGUCCCGGAGGGCCUUCUCCAUCCAGUGCUGCUGGCGACGGCACCAGCUCCGCCGGCGGCGUGCCAGGGGGCGGGCCGCCCUGCUGAUCCAAGCCGGGGUGCGCUCGUGGCUGGUCAGACGGGCGGUCCGCAGGUGGCAGAAGGCCGCCGAGGUCAUCCAGACCGCCUGGAGGAGAUGGAGGGUUUCCAUGGACGCCCUGGCCGAGCUUGAGCUGGACGACGCCGAGGACUUUGUGGAGACGGAGAUGCCCGGGCUGCGCUCGGCGGCCUGGGAGACGGGCCCCGUGCAGCUCUCCAGCGUCCAGGGGCCGGUGACGGUGCGCGGCUGGCCCAUGGGGCUGGCACUGGCCUCGGCUCCGUCGGUCAGCAUGUCCCUGACGGCCAAGGGCUUCCAGAAGAUGGUGUCAGUGUUGGCCUGCCUCGACCUGCCCUCCCCCUCCUCCUCCACCUCCUCCUCCCCCUCCCCCUCCAGAGGAGGGGGAGGGGGAGGAGGAGGAGGAGGAGGAGGAGGAGACUACAAGGUGGAGACCAACCAGUGCCAGCACGGGGUCGCCUCCAUCAGAGCUCAGCCCAGGGGAUCUGUGAAGCUCCACUACCAGAGGUCUCCGUUGCUCUACGCUGACAUGCUUCCACACCUGAGAAGAGAGGGAGUGACGGGGUUCAACCAGAUCCUACUUGAGAAAACAUUGUAACGCGUUUGACUGUAGAUCACACUCGAGGUUACUAUACACUCAACACUCACGACAAGCUGAAAUUAUAACUACUUGAACAAACGAAUGGAAAUGCUGCUCUCUUAAGAUCAGACUGAAAUCACGGGGAAACUUUCUACUGCUAAUACUUUGCUGCACUUUUUUAUGUUUCACGCCAUGCAAAUCGUUCAAGAUACUGUUCUAGAUUACUUGUCAAAAUAAUUUUUUUUUUGCCAAAGGUAUUUUCUUGUUUUUGUUGUCAAUAAGAAAUAUCUUCAGGAGAACCAAACAGUAUCACAAAAGUUUCAAGUCCAUUUGGAUUUUGCAUGGGCUCAAAUAUCAAAUCCCACACACCCUUGCUGGAUGCCCACUGUUUUAUUGUACAGGCAAUGCACAAAAUUAAGGGACAUGUUAAAGACGGGUUCCUUAGUCCAUUGCUUCAACCUGAAAGUAAGUCCUUGCCAUAGCGUGUUUGUUAUUGCACCUUUAAUGUAAUGUUAUUUGUGGUUGCCUUUAUAGAAACGUAUCAGCCUUAGGCAAGUGCCUCCCUUUAUAUUGAGAUACAAUUUGAUGGGCCUUCAUAUUUAUUUGAAUUCUUUGUUGUUGAAGCUAAAUGUUUGUUCUAUAUUAAGAUGCAGGUUCUACUGCAGAUAUGAAAACACCAAAAAGGACUCACAAGGGCUUUUCACACUACAAAGUACAGAGUUGCAUGUAAUAUAUACCAAUCUCCAGAAAGAAUAAUGCAUUACAUAAUGGUCUGUUGCAUUUAACUAUAAUUGUUUUGUGGGUUUCAUUAUGAUUUAGUUUAAGAGCAUUACUUGUUGAUUAAUUGCUCCUUUAAUCAUACAACCAUGUAAACACAAUCUGAGAUGAUUUUAUAACAUGUAAGGGCUGCUGAUGAUGGCAUUUAUUUCCAUCUUUAGAGUAAACUCAUUGCAAGAUUCAUGUGACCAAAAUUUGAUGUACCUCUGAACCUGUAUUUUUUUUGACAUGUCGAUUGUGUUUUUCAAAAAAAUAACUGACUAUACCCUUUUUUAUAAACCAAUAAAUUGAAGAGUAAUACCUAAAGUGAUAGUUUGUUUAUCA